AUGGAAGUCAAAGGUUUACAAGAGCUGCAACCCUCUCUGGUCAAAUAUGAUAUCACCAAACUCUGUUUCAACUCUGCUGGGAACAUUGUCAUCUUCUGGAACGCGCAGCCUCAAGGUCCUGAGAGUUUUGAGCUUUGGUCUGCCGAGAUUUCCGUCGAGGAUGCUGAGGUUUCCGUAGAGGGACACACGGUAUACCAGAUGUGGGGAAAGAUUGAGUGGUCCGCUGCUGUUUUAAAACCUGAUCCUCCUCUCUUACACUCAUGUGGCGUUGAGGUCUUGUUUGCUGGUUCUGUCUUUGCAUAG
Molecule: messenger RNA, 303 nt
Organism: Microthlaspi erraticum
Lineage: Eukaryota; Viridiplantae; Streptophyta; Magnoliopsida; Brassicales; Brassicaceae
Source: the annotation of a GenBank genome assembly